Molecule: messenger RNA, 5090 nt
Organism: Clunio marinus
Lineage: Eukaryota; Metazoa; Arthropoda; Insecta; Diptera; Chironomidae
Source: the annotation of a GenBank genome assembly
UAAAUGCUUCGGAAAAAAAUCUUCUGAUGAGUUCACCAUCACCUCUCAACGUGUUGAUAAAUCCACAAGCUUUGAAUCAAGCAACCGGCGCAUCACAGCAAUGUGGAAAUGUGAUUUAUAUGAUUCGUGGAGCUAGUAAGACAGAGAAUGGAAGCAGUCAGAUUGUGAUUCAGAACACUCAAGAGUUGUUGAAUUUACUCAACAAGAAUCACUCAAAGUUUGUGAUCAAUCAGAAUGUCUUGGAAACUUCCGAUGCCAGCACUUCAAAUGAACUGAAAAUAGAAACAAAAGCUUGUGAUAAUGUUAACAAUCACCUCAACUUGCAACAUCUCUCCAAGGAUGGUCGGAUCGUAAUUAAAACUUUAGAUAAAUCUCACUCAUUUCUGGUUGUUCGAAAUGGAAAUCGAAGCUCUUCGCUUGCAUCAUUCACCGAAACAAUGAGAGCGGAAAAGGAAGACUCGAAAACAUCUCAAACUAAUGAAGUUGUUAAAGAGUGUGGUGAAAGCGUCGAAGUACAGAAGCUCAUUCCCAUCGGAUCGGAUGGGGAGCCCAUAAAACUUCCUGAGAAUUUGGAAAGUUUGCCAAGAGCAGAUCAUUUUCCCAAUAUUCGACACCGAUGGAACACAAACGAAGAAAUCGCUGGGAUAUUGAUAAAUUUUGAUAGACAUGCGGAAUGGCAAUCAAAAGAAGUUAGAACGAGACCGAAAAGUGGUUCAAUGCUGCUUUAUUCACGUAAAAAGGUGAGAUAUCGACGCGAUGGUUAUUGUUGGAAGAAAAGAAAGGAUGGGAAGACAACAAGAGAAGAUCACAUGAAGUUGAAGGUUCAAGGAACGGAGUGCAUUUACGGAUGCUACGUUCACUCAGCAAUUCUCCCAACUUUUCAUCGUCGCUGUUAUUGGCUUCUGCAGAAUCCUGACAUAGUUUUAGUACAUUAUUUGAACGUUCCAUAUCCAGAUGACAGAACACAACAUAAUAAAAUGGUGAUUCCAUCAAUUUUGUGGAGUGACAAGAAAGAAUGGACGAAGGAAGAGUUGCUGAAUCAAUUGAAGCCAAUGUUUUUUAACGACGAUGAUCCCGAAGCAUCGCGUGAUAUCGACACGACAUCGGAAACAGUUGAAGCAAUUGUGUCCCAAUUGAUCGAGAAGCAAAGACAGUCACGACAAGCGGCACUUGUGAAGCAACUUUCGAGUGAAAGCUGUCCCGAAGCGACAUGUUUGAUUGGAAAGCCAUGCUUGCAUCGGAAUAAUGUGAAAGGCGGGGGUGGUAAUGGAAAUGAAAUUCUUAAACGAUCUGAUAGUGUCGGACAAGUUUCAAAUAAUUUCUCUUUGGAAACGAAGCAAUCAUAUCAUCGAUGGUACUCCGAACGUCACAUCAAUGCCAAAGGAACACAAGAGAAGUCGUCUUCAGGACUUCGUAGCAACAAAAUGGAAAGCGAAUCAAUGCACUCAUCAUUCUCACUCAACAAUGGUUCUUUAAUUAGUAAAUCUAGUUACGCUACUUGUAAUUUACAAUUAAAUAACAAUUCAAGUAACUUAUCUCCUAAUGAUGCCAUCACAAAUCAACAACAUGCAAUGAUGAAAAGUAAUAACAUCAUCAAUAACACAUCAGAAUGCAGCAAUAAAGUUCAAUUAACAGCAAAUCCGAACCUUAAUAUUUUCGUAUCCGUAUCAUCGAAUGAGACAAACACCCACACAGAUGAUAUAAAGAACAAUAGCAGUAGUAGUGGCAACAGUGAUAAUUACAAAUCUCACUUGAUGGACGGGACACAAAAUUUUAAUUUGAACAAUAAACAACAACAUAUCUCAUGCCAACAACAACAACAACAACAACAACGGGAUUCUUCUUCAGCUUACAACAAUAAUCAGAUGAUGAACAAUAAUGAUAUGAAUGGAUCGACAUUGCCAUUAAAUUUAUGUCAAGUUCAACAAUCAAAUUUCUUUGCCAAUGGUCAUCAUAAGCCGCCACAACAGCCGAUAAUGGAUGAGAUGUCGAUAAAGAAGGAACAUGAUUCACCAAUGGAUAUUCUCGGUCAUCAUCAACUUCAUCAUCAUCAUCAUGAAAAGGAAUAUGAUGAAGACAAGAAAGAUGAAAGCAUUUUCAACACGACACUUGAUUUAUCGCAAGAAGACAUUCAACAGACGCUUAGCGCGAAUAUGCCAGUACAUCGAAAUGAAGAGUCGAUUGUUAAUGACACGAUAAGCUUUAUUGAGAAUUGUUCGUCGAGUGUUCAAGAAGAAGACGACACGUUUGUGAAUCUCGACGCAUUUGAUAUGUUGAUUGAACUGCCGGAACUUGAGUCGGGAAAGAAUAAUAUCAUCGCUAAGAACAGUCACGAUCAUUCACUUCACAUCACUGAGUUUUGUCCCGAUUGGUCUUUUGUAGAUGGCGGCGUGAAGAUUCUCAUAACCGGGCCAUGGUUGAUGGAAACAACUUACACAGCAUAUUUUGAUAAUAUUAACGUUCCAGCGACAGUCGUUCAGAAUGGCGUCUUAAAACUCUUUGCACCAAAGCAUGAGCCUGGUGUAUGUAAAGUUUGUAUCAGUGAUGGAUUCUCCUUCUCCAACAUGGUCGAUUUUGAAUAUAAACUUCAGCCAAAUUUUGAAUAUGGUCACAUUGAAAUUCUCUACAAGUUCAGCUUACAGAAUCGUCUCGAAGCGAUUAAUAACGAGUUGUGUGGUGUGAAGACGGAAACAAAUGAUAAGAAUGACAACUCAAAUUUAUUUGAAGAUCCUGACUUUGAGAAUUGUUUGAUUCAAUAUUGUAAGAAAUUCACAUCAACACGACAGUGGAGUUUAUCAAAGAAAGCUUCGCUUCCAUUCCGAAAGCUCAAUGGAAUGUCAAUUCUCCAUUUAACAGCAUUUCUUGGUUAUUCAAAUCUCGCAAAUCUUCUUCUCAAAUGGUCAAAUGAGAAUCCACAUCCAUUAAUUCGAUCGGAAAUCGAUGCUCGAUCACAAAAUAAAGACGGAAACACUCCACUGAUGCUGGCUGGAAUGAAUGGAUUUGUGGAAACUGCAAUCACGCUUUACAAAUGGGACAACAUGACUUUGAGAAUCAAAAACUUCAACCACAAGUCAAUGUUGGAUUUGUGUAUUCAAAAUAAUCACAUAGACAUCGUCAAUCAAAUCAAUUCGUUUGAGAAGGAAAGAAGACGAAAUGUAUCAAAGAUAUAUGAGAAUGGCUUUGAAGACGAGACGCUUAAUGAAAACGAGGAAGAAUCUGAUCGCAUAUUUCUUCGUCCUGGGGCUGUACAUUCGCCAUUGAAUAAUUUAAAUAAGCGAACUUCACUUGAUUUCAAUCACAACACAACUGACAGUCGCAGCACGAAAUCACGUAGCAUGUCACUUCCAGUUACGUACUCAGACUUAGAUUUGGAUAACAUCUUCUCAUCGGAUCAGGAAUCUUCCAACAGUUGCUUUCAGUCAUCCAACAGCUCAUUGUUGUCACCUUUGAGAAAAACUGAUUUCGCUUUUUGUGAAUUGACACGAUCUAAGACAAACAACAAUGUAGAGGAUAAAAAUCUUCAUCAAAGUUGUUCUUCCAUAUCAGAUGACGACGAUGGUGAUGAUGAUUUAAAUGAUUUAGUUAUGAGUGAACCGACAAACUCAAAGUCGUCGAUUGUAGGUGAACCGAAAGUCUUGAAUUUGGCUGAAAAGAUCAUCGCAGCGAUCCCCAAGAGAAUCAAGAAUGAAACCGAUGAAUCAAUGGCUUUAGAUAAUGAUAAUGACGAAAUGAACAUUCUUCUCAAUGACACGUCGUUUAUUGAUUCCAACUUUGAACAACAAUUCGAUUUCGCUUUUAAUGAUUAUCGAUAUGAGGAAAAUCGAACGCCAUGUUCAAGUCCGGCGAGUUCUGCGAGUGCACUUCAAAGUCCAUAUUCGAUGCAAGCUGACAUGAAUCCAAGAAGUCCACCAGUUACUGCCAAAGACUUUACACAAUUCUUUGAAGCUUCAAAUCCAGUCUCUCAAGCAUUUGAAGCUGAUUUUUCCGAACUCACACUCACUGACAAUGAACAACGUGAAUUAUAUCAGGCGGCAAAAUGCAUUCAAAAAGCUUAUCGAUCGUAUAAAGGACGAAAAAAAAUGGAAGAAAAAGAUUUGCAUGCACAUGGAACACGCAAAGACAAGGAGAAAAAUGCGGCGAUAAUAAUUCAGAAUUAUUAUCGACGAUACAAGGAAUAUGCUUAUUAUCGUGAGAUGACUCAUGCCGCUUUAGUCAUUCAAAACAAGUACAGAUCAUAUUGUGAAAGCAAAAGAUUUAAACAAUCACUCAACUCUGGUUGUGACGCUGUUUUAUCAUCAACUAGUUUAAGUACAUGUGACACGCUUGAAAAGCAGGAUUCAAGCAACGCUGCUGUUACUACAAAAGAUGGCAUGCAAAAUACCUCAGGUCUUAAACGAACAUAUUCGCAAUCAACACAGAAUCAAGCAGCUCGUAAAAUUCAACAAUUCAUGUUAACAGCUAAGAAUAAGCUUCAGAGAGAACGGGCCGAAAACGAGAGGCAGGCACGCCUUCGCAAGGAAUUGUCCCGAAUAAAUAUUGUGUCUCCCGAUCAUCAGCCCGAUCAAUAUUCUACCAACAACGGCUGCAUGUUAAGAAAUGUUGAAUGAACAAAAUUAAAUAUCUUGGAAGUUGAAGUGAUGAUUUUAUGAAACAUUCCAUCACAUUUUUAAGAAUUAUCAAGCUUUAUUUUACAUUUAUUUGAUAAUCAACUCUAGAUAGAUUCUAAAAGUAUUUAAUCUUAAACUUCUUCUACUUACCAAAUAAAAAAAUAAUUUUCCUUUUAUUUCUUUUGAUUGAAAUCUCACUGCAAAAGCCGUCCACAAAGAAAUAAAAAAUAAUUUACAGAUUGAAAACGUGAGGGAAAUAAAUAAAUCGCAAUUUUAAUGCCAACACUUUUUAAUGAUCAAAGCAAUGAUGACUUUAAAUAAAAGUUUUAAAAGUAUUUUCAAAAACUGACAUCAAUCAAUCAGUUGAUGAAUAAUAAAAAAAUUUACUCGCUAUUCUAAAAAUUUAUUUUUGAAUUAUCGAUGAAAUGAAAUUAAAGCAACAGUUUGAAAAGUUUUGUUAUGUUUUUAUGAUUAAUUUGAGCG